AUGUCUGCGUCCGCAUCCAAUGGUGGUGAUGGCCAUAGCAUGCCGGAUGUCACCUAUGGCUUCAUUGGUCUUGGAAACAUGGGCUUUGGAAUGGCUAAGAACCUUAGAGCAAGGAUGCCCAUGCAAUCAAAGCUGGUAGUCUGCGAGCUGGACGAGAAGAAGACACAAGAUUUUGUAUCCUCGGUUGAAGGACUAGUUGAGACUGCAGAUACGCCACGAGAGUUGGCCGAGAAAAGUGAUGUCAUUGUGACAAGCUUGCCGCAUGCCAUGGCUGUGAAGCGUGUUUUCACAGAUCCAUCUAGCGGACUCUUAUCAGUGGCUGAUGCUUCUUCAGCGCGGCGAAAGUUCUUCCUCGAGACUUCUACAGUCGAAGUACGCAUGUCGAACGAAGUUCUGAAAGAAGUCGAGCGGUCAGGGUUGGGCGAUUUCAUCGACUGUCCAGUGUCUGGAGGCAUCCUUGCUGCGCAUCAAGGGAAUCUCUCAUUUAUGGUAGGUGGAAGUGAAGCGCUCUAUGAGCAGGCGAAGCCUAUUCUGGCAUCUAUGGGGAAAGAAGAUAACAUCAUCUUCUGUGGGCCACCGGGUGCUGGACUUGUGACCAAGCAGAUCAACAAUUACUGCGGUAACGUUGCAUAUAUCGCUCUUUGCGAAGGUAUGAAUGUCGGUGUCAAAUACGGUCUGGAUCCGAAGAUCCUAGCCAAUGCUAUCAACGUCGGCAGCGGAAUGAGCUGGAACUCGUUAAACAUGAACCCGAUCAAGGGAGUGCAACCGAACUCCUCGUCAUCCAAAGAUUUUGAGGGUGGGUUCAAAACGGAACUAGCCAAAGGGGUGAUGGACAUGACAGUGGAGUUGAUGGAUCAGCUCGGCGCAAAACACAUAAUGGGCGCCGUGGUCAAGGAUAUAUAUGCACGAGCAGUUCAGCACCCGAAAUGUGCUGAUAAAGAGUGCAGGAGUAUUUACAAGUUAAUUGCCGAGAAUGAUGGUAAGGAUUUGGGUGAGACGAAAGUUGUUUGA
Exophiala aquamarina CBS 119918 is the source of this 1011-nucleotide messenger RNA. RefSeq lists its product as uncharacterized. The record is from RefSeq and is a predicted model, not a curated record. Gene Ontology annotation, molecular function: NAD binding; 3-hydroxyisobutyrate dehydrogenase activity; NADP binding. Gene Ontology annotation, cellular component: mitochondrion. NCBI's taxonomy places the organism in Eukaryota, Fungi, Ascomycota, Eurotiomycetes, Chaetothyriales, Herpotrichiellaceae. Bases 1 to 1011 code for a protein of 336 amino acids. The transcript is spliced from 4 exons. Gene Ontology annotation, biological process: L-valine catabolic process.